UCUAGAUCUAGAUCUAGGCCAAAUUCUUAUUUGAACGUGAAAUGACGAAUGUUACUUCUCUAUGCUCUAGUUUUCCUAAUGAUCCUGAUAAGUGCGAUGUGAUUAUUUCUUUAAGAAAAACAUCAGGAGCUUUGUCUUUCAUAGGAUGUUUGUUCAUGAUAUGCAUCAUCUGGAUUUUCAAGAGAUAUGUUGUCUUUGCUCAGCGCUUGAUCCUGUAUCUAAGUAUAGCCGCAAUGCUGGACAGUAUAGGCUAUCUUAUGAGUGCAGACAUUGAAGAUGGCCCAGUAUGUAAUUUUCAAGGAUGGUGGCUAACUUUUUUUGAUUGGGUGGUUUUGCUGAGUGUUUCCUGCAUUACUUUUAAUUUAUUCAUGAAUGCAGUCAAACAAAUUUCAACAGAGAAAUUUGAAUGGCUGUACCUGGCUGUUUGUGUGCUGGUGCCACUUCUGAUUUCCUGUUUACCUUUUGCUGGUGACCACUAUGGACCUGCUGGAGCCUGGUGUUGGAUUGUAGAGGAUUUUGCUUGGAGAGUUGGUGUCUGGUAUGGGCCACUUUUCAUCAUCAUUCUGUGUAUGAUGUUUGCUUAUGGCUACAUCAUCUUCAGCCUCAGACAAAAGGCAUCCAAUUGGGAGGGGACAUAUGACCCAGACACAGAAAGGCAACAUCACUUGCUGAAAGAAGAUAUCAAACCACUAAGAGUCUACCCAUUUAUUUAUUUGGCUGUUUCACUUUUCCCUUUAAUUAACAGAGUCCAGAAUGCCAUAGAACCAGACUACCAUAUAUUUGUUUUGGUUUUACUCUCUUCAAUAUUUUCCCCACUUCAUGGAGCUCUGAAUGCCAUUGCAUUUGGCGUAGAUAAAGACACACUGUCAAAACUGCGACCAAGUGAAAUCAAGCUUGCGUUCCGCGCAAAGAUGGCACCAAGAACAAAAGUAGCCGAGUACCCACAGCCUCCAGGUGAUAUGGAUAAACUAGAGGAGAUAACACUGGACUAGAGGGCAUCUGGACUAGAGGGCAUCUGGACUAGAGGGCAUCUGUAUUAGUGGGCUUCUGGACUAGAGGGCUUCUGGACUAGAGGGCAUCUGGACUAGAGGGCAUCUGGACUAGAGGGCAUCUGGACUAGAGGGCAUCUGGACUAGAGGGCAUCUGGGCUAGAGGGCAUCUGGACUAGAGGGCAUCAUUGAUAACACUGGUUGGUAGGUGAAAGCACUGGUACACGGGCAGCAAAUGUAGAACACGGAACUGUUAACAUUU
Molecule: messenger RNA, 1251 nt
Organism: Physella acuta
Lineage: Eukaryota; Metazoa; Mollusca; Gastropoda; Physidae
Biological process (GO): adenylate cyclase-activating G protein-coupled receptor signaling pathway
Cellular component (GO): plasma membrane
Molecular function (GO): G protein-coupled receptor activity
Source: RefSeq, a predicted model, not a curated record